Molecule: messenger RNA, 4287 nt
Organism: Apodemus sylvaticus (European woodmouse)
Lineage: Eukaryota; Metazoa; Chordata; Mammalia; Rodentia; Muridae
Gene: Ahr
Product: aryl hydrocarbon receptor
Exons: 11
Coding region: 431-3025 (864 amino acids)
Biological process (GO): regulation of transcription by RNA polymerase II
Cellular component (GO): aryl hydrocarbon receptor complex; nucleus
Molecular function (GO): protein dimerization activity; nuclear receptor activity; transcription cis-regulatory region binding
Source: RefSeq, a predicted model, not a curated record
UGGAGCCCGAGGCGGAGCUUUGCAGGGUCGCAGCUGCAGAGAGCGGUCUCACGGCGGGUAGCAGCGCGUGUGUGCGGUCCUUUCGACGCUCGGUGCCCCACGCGUGUCCCGGAGAGGCUCAGCCCGGAGCGACCCGGAGGAAAGGACUGGUGAACGGAUUCGGGGUUGGCAGCCCGACUGGGCUGUAAGCGGCGCGGCGACACAUCCCCUGAGCCGGGAAGCCCUUGGGCACCGCGGCUCCUCCUGACCCUCGGGACCGGGCGCGGCUGGCGUGCGGGUUUCUCCAGCCCCGGCAGUCCCGCGUCCCCUCUGUCGCCCGCACCUGCGCGUCGCAGUCGGUCCCGCCCUCGGCGGCGGCAGCUCACCUGGGCGCAGCGCGGGCAGGGCGCCGCCUCCGGGACGCAGGUGGAGCGGGCAGGGCGCGGGCACCAUGAGCAGCGGCGCCAACAUCACCUAUGCCAGCCGCAAGCGGCGCAAGCCGGUGCAGAAAACAGUAAAGCCCGUUCCUGCUGAAGGAAUUAAGUCAAAUCCUUCUAAACGACACAGAGACAGGCUGAACACAGAGUUAGACCGCCUGGCCAGCCUGCUGCCCUUCCCACAAGAUGUUAUCAAUAAGCUGGACAAACUCUCCGUUCUUCGGCUCAGUGUCAGCUACCUGAGGGCCAAGAGCUUCUUUGAUGUUGCAUUAAAAUCCACCCCUGCUGACAGAAACGGAGGCCAGGACCACAGUAAAGCACAAAUCAGAGCCUGUCCGGAUUUGCAAGAAGGAGAGUUCUUGUUACAGGCGCUGAAUGGCUUUGUUCUGGUCGUCACAGCAGACGCCUUGGUCUUCUAUGUUUCCUCCACCAUCCAAGACUACCUGGGCUUUCAGCAAUCUGAUGUCAUACAUCAGAGCGUGUAUGAGCUUAUCCAUACCGAAGACCGCGCCGAGUUCCAGCGCCAGCUUCACUGGGCUCUAAACCCCUCACAGGGUGCAGACUCUGCAGCAGGAGUGGACGAAGCCCAUGGCACCCCACAGCCAGCAAUCUAUUACUCGCCAGAGCAGCUUCCUCCAGAGAACGCUCCUUUCAUGGAGAGGUGCUUCAGAUGCCGGCUGAGAUGCCUGCUGGAUAACUCAUCUGGCUUUCUGGCAAUGAACUUCCAAGGGAGGUUAAAGUAUCUUCAUGGACAGAACAAGAAAGGGAAGGACGGAGCACUACUUCCUCCACAGCUAGCUCUGUUUGCAAUAGCUACUCCACUUCAGCCUCCAUCCAUCCUGGAAAUUCGAACCAAAAACUUCAUCUUCAGGACCAAACACAAGCUAGACUUCACACCUAUUGGUUGUGAUGCCAAAGGGCAGCUUAUUCUGGGCUAUACAGAAGUAGAGCUGUGCACGAGAGGAUCGGGGUAUCAGUUCAUCCAUGCUGCUGACAUCCUACACUGUGCAGAGUCCCACAUCCGCAUGAUUAAGACUGGAGAAAGUGGCAUGACAGUUUUCCGGCUUCUGGCAAAACACAGUCGAUGGAGGUGGGUCCAGUCCAAUGCACGCUUGAUUUACAGAAAUGGAAGACCAGAUUACAUCAUCGCGACUCAGAGACCACUAACGGAUGAAGAAGGACAGGAGCACUUGCAGAAGCGAAGUAUGGCACUGCCCUUCAUGUUUGCUACCGGAGAGGCUGUAUUGUACGAGUUCUCCAGCCCUUUCUCUCCCAUAAUGGAUCCCUUACCCAUACGUACCAAAGGCAACACUAGCAGGAAAGACUGGGCUCCCCAGUCAGCCCCAAGUAAGGAUUCUUUCCACCCCAGUUCUCUUAUGAGUGCCAUGAUCCAACAGGAUGAGUCCAUCUAUCUGUGCCCUCCUUCGAGCCCUGCACCGCUAGACAGCCAUUUUCUCAUGGACUCUGUGGGCGAGCCCAGUAGUUGGCAAAACAGCCUGGCGGCCACAGGAAGUCAAACUGUGCUGAAACAUGAGCAGGUUGGACAUGCUCAGGACGUGAACCUUGCACUCUCUGGCGGCCCCUCAGAGCUCUUCCCAGAUAAUAAAAAUAAUGACUUGUACAACAUCAUGAGGAACUUAGGGAUUGAUUUUGAAGAUAUCAGAAGCAUGCAGAACGAGGAGUUCUUCAGAACUGACUCCUCUGCUGAGGUUGACUUUAAAGACAUCGACAUCACGGAUGAAAUCCUGACCUACGUGCAGGAUUCUCUGAACAAUUCAACUUUGCUGAGCUCAGCUUGCCAGCAGCAGGAGCAGCAGCAGCAGCAGCAGCAGGAGCAGCAGCAGCAGCCAGUGACUCAGCACCUCAGCUGUAUGCUGCAGGAGCGCCUGCAGCUAGAGCAACAGCAGCAGCUUCAGCAGCACCCAACUCAGGCCCUGGAGCCCCAGCGUCAGCUCUGUCAGAUGGCGCGCCCCCAGCAAGAUCUGGGACAGAGAACGAAGCACAUGCAGGUCAACGGCAUGUUCGCCAGUUGGAGCCCCACCCCUCCCGUGUCUUUCAGCUGUCCCCAGCAGGAGCUAAAGCACUAUGGUCUCUUUUCCACCUUACAGGGGACUACUCAGGAAUUUCCCUACAAGUCAGAGGUGGACAGUAUGCCUUACACACAGAACUUUGCUCCCUGCAAUCAGUCUCUGUUACCAGAAUGUUCCAAGGGUGCGCAGUUGGACUUCACUAGAAGGGAUUUUGAACCGUCCCUGCAUCCCACUACUUCGAAUUUAGAUUUUGUCAGUUGUUUACAAGUUCCUGAAAACCAAAGGCAUCGGAUAAACUCACAGUCAGCCAUGGUCAGUCCGCAGGCGUACUAUGCUGGGGCCAUGUCCCUGUAUCAGUGCCAGCCUGGGCCUCAGCUCGCCCCCGUGGACCAGAUGCAGUACGGCCCUGAAAUCCCAGGCUCCCAGGCCUUUCUAAGUGAGUUUCAGAGUCAGGGUGUUUUAAAUGAAACCUAUUCGCCCGAUUUGAGCAACGUCGGCCACGCUCAGACUGCUGCCCAUCUCCAUCACAUGACCGAAGCCCGCCCUCUUCCUGAUAUCACACCCAGUGGAUUCCUGUAGCUCCGAGGCCCGGAUGAAAUUCAUUCAGGAACAGGAUACCCGAACUGUGAGGGCUGGACAUCUUUCUCCAAAGCAGAUUUCAAUCCUUGUGUUUAGAAAAGGAGUUUAGAACCAUACCUGAAAUGUAGGUAUAGAUGUUACCUAUGAGAUGGGAGGCUCCGUGCCAGCACCGGGAGAGGCUGUAUUGCAUGCGCAUGCGUGGAGUUUCAGCACCUUGGAGUGCAUAAUGCUUACUGUGGAGAACUCUCUUCCCUGCCCAGUAACUUCAGCCAGGGGAAGAAACAGUGAAGUAUCUUGAGCUUUGAACUUCUGGAUUCUUGUUAGUAUACCAAAUACGGAGUUACAGGACUAAUCCAUUUCCUAUAUUUUUAACCUCUGUUUUUGUCCCAGAUAUUAAAAAAAAAAAUGGUUUGGUGCUUUUAUCAAAAGAAAAUCUCAAUGUUUUCCUUCUGCACUAUUAAUAUAAGUGCCUCACAUUUUUAUUUUUUCCUAUCUACCUGUAACACAAUAGGGUAUGUAUUUUAUAUGAAAUAUUUUUUAUCGUUUCUGAAUUAAUAUUCUUUCUGAACACAGAAAGUUUCCCAAAACCCAACAUUUUUUAUGAACCCAGGUGUGUUUUACUGCACUACUCACCCUUUUCUUAAGAUAAAGGGCAAAUGAUAACUGAAAGGUAACUAUUUAUUGUGUAAUAUACUUGUUUCUGUGCGUUAGAUGUUCCUCUGUGCCUUAUGUUGAAAAAUUUGAAAAUAACAUGUUGCCAAAAUUAUUUAAUUAUUAUAUCCUGUUAGAGAGUAGCACUUGUAUUUUAAGGUGUUUUCUGAGAAGUGUGAUAACACCACUACUGGCUUUUCUUUAAACCCCCAGGAUGAGACCAGAAGGCCACCAUAGGAAAUGCUAAUGGUGACUGUGUCCUUCAGGCCGCAGUGGAGGGAGGUGGAGUUUGUGGAACUAGUUAGCUAAAUUAAGCAGAGCACUCAUUUUAUUUGGUCUAAAUUAUCUUUAAAAAAGAAAAAAAAACUGUCUUGGGUCUGUAGUCCUGUUCAUGAUAUUGACUCUAUAAAUUCCACUUCUUAUACUAGUGGAAGCUAUCCGGUUUUUCUCCUAUCUGAGGAGUGUUAAGAUGGAAGGCGCCAUGUUUGGUGCAAGGUAUUUUAAUGACUGAAGUAAAUGGUGCGUUGUAUAAAUGGAACGAACAAAAUAAUCUGUAAAAUAUUUUCAGUUUUCAUUUAAGAAUAGUUCUUACCUCAUGCUUUUUUUUUUUU